Messenger RNA from Lepus europaeus (European hare), 2539 nucleotides. It is a transcript of the gene TEC, whose product is annotated as tec protein tyrosine kinase. Lineage: Eukaryota; Metazoa; Chordata; Mammalia; Lagomorpha; Leporidae. Gene Ontology annotation, biological process: B cell receptor signaling pathway; tissue regeneration; intracellular signal transduction. Gene Ontology annotation, molecular function: ATP binding; protein binding; non-membrane spanning protein tyrosine kinase activity. Bases 130 to 2025 code for a protein of 631 amino acids. The record is from RefSeq and is a predicted model, not a curated record. The transcript has 18 exons.
GACCGGGGGCGGGGCCGGCGACUCCGCAGAGCGGGUCAGAUCACUGUCCGCAGCUCGCCGCAGCGGGCGCUCUCCGGCGAGAGUACUGGGAUCUUCAAUGGCAGGAGAAAGAGUAACCAGGAGACCGAGAUGAAUUUUAACACUAUUCUAGAAGAGAUUCUUAUUAAAAGAUCACAGCAGAAAAAGAAGACGUCACCCCUAAACUACAAAGAGAGGCUUUUCGUACUUACAAAGUCCAUGUUAACCUACUAUGAAGGUCGAGCAGAGAAAAAAUACAGAAAAGGAUUUAUUGAUAUUUCCAAAAUCAAAUGUGUGGAAAUAGUGAAGAAUGAUGACACUGUCAUUCCCUGUCAAAAUAAGUAUCCAUUUCAGGUUGUCCACGAUGCAAAUACGCUUUAUAUUUUUGCACCUAGUGCCCAUAGCAGGGACCAGUGGGUGAAGAAAUUAAAAGAAGAAAUAAAGAACAACAAUAAUAUUAUGAUUAAAUAUCACCCUAAAUUCUGGGCAGACGGAAGCUAUCAGUGUUGCAGACAGACUGAAAAACUAGCUCCUGGAUGUGAAAAAUACAACCUUUUUGAAAGUAGCAUAAGAAAAGCACUACCUCCAGCACCAGAAACAAAGAAGCGGAGGCCUCCCCCACCAGUUCCGCCUGAAGAAGAAGAUAACGGAGAGGAAAUAGUUGUGGCAAUGUAUGAUUUCCACGCGACGGAAGCACAUGAUCUGCGCCUAGAGAGAGGCCAGGAGUACAUCAUCCUAGAGAAGAACGAUGUUCAUUGGUGGAGAGCGAGAGAUAAAUACGGGAGUGAAGGAUAUAUCCCAAGUAAUUAUGUAACAGGAAAGAAAUCAAACAAUUUAGAUCAAUAUGAAUGGUACUGCAGAAAUAUGAACAGGAGCAAGGCAGAGCAACUCCUCAGAAGUGAAGAUAAAGAAGGUGGUUUUAUGGUAAGGGACUCCAGUCAACCAGGCUUAUACACAGUGUCCCUUUAUACGAAGUUUGGAGGAGAAAGUUCAUCAGGUUUCAGGCAUUAUCAUAUAAAGGAAACCACAACGUCUCCAAAGAAGUAUUACCUAGCAGAAAAGCAUGCUUUUGCUUCAAUUCCUGAGAUUAUUGAAUAUCAUAAGCACAAUGCAGCAGGACUUGUCACCAGGCUGCGAUACCCAGUUAGUACCAAGGGGAAGAACGCACCAACCACUGCAGGAUUCAGCUACGAGAAGUGGGAGAUUAACCCUUCAGAGCUGACCUUCAUGCGGGAGCUGGGCAGUGGGCUCUUCGGAGUGGUGAGGCUUGGCAAGUGGCGAGCCCAGUACAAAGUAGCCAUCAAAGCUAUUAGGGAGGGCGCCAUGUGUGAGGAGGACUUCAUAGAAGAAGCUAAAGUGAUGAUGAAACUGACACACCCGAAGUUAGUCCAGCUUUACGGCGUUUGCACCCAGCAGAAACCCAUCUACAUCGUCACCGAGUUCAUGGAGCGGGGCUGCCUUCUGAACUUCCUCCGGCAGAGACAAGGUCAUUUCAGCAGAGACAUGCUGCUGAGCAUGUGUCAGGAUGUGUGUGAAGGGAUGGAGUACCUGGAGAGAAACAGCUUCAUCCACAGAGACCUGGCUGCCAGGAAUUGUCUAGUGAAUGAUGCGGGAGUUGUGAAAGUAUCGGAUUUUGGAAUGGCCAGGUAUGUUCUGGAUGAUCAGUACACAAGUUCUUCCGGUGCUAAGUUUCCUGUGAAGUGGUGUCCACCUGAAGUGUUUAAUUAUAGCCGCUUCAGCAGCAAAUCGGACGUUUGGUCCUUUGGUGUGUUAAUGUGGGAAGUGUUCACCGAAGGCAGGAUGCCCUUUGAAAAAAACACCAAUUAUGAAGUGGUAACCAUGGUUACCCGUGGCCACCGACUCUUCCGGCCAAAGCUGGCAUCCAAAUACAUCUAUGACAUGAUGCUGAGAUGUUGGCAGGAGAAACCAGAAGGAAGGCCUUCCUUUGAAGAACUGCUGCGCGCCAUAGACGAACUAGUCGAAUGUGAAGAAAGCUUUGGAAGAUAGCGGCACUGGGACCCGUGGCGCCCAGACUCAAAGCACAGGAGGAAGCGUCCUGAGUGGCCAGCCUUCCUUAGCACCUGGCGUGCCGAUUAUCUGACUUAGAAGUGGAAACACCUAAAGCGUGUGCUUCAAGACCAACCCUAGCUCGGAGACGGGAUCUUCCGGAUCGCAGAAACGCUGUGUAGAGCGAGAUGAACAGCAGUCACUUCUCUUCACUGCUCAGGUGCUCGAGUGCUGACUGUGGGCUGGGCACCGUGCCCAGGCCACAGGUUUGCCUCUUGGAGGGGUGCACGUGGGACCGUGCUAGCUGGUGCCACAGGAGGCCAGAGUGUGUGGGAAGGGGAAGGUAUUAGACCCAUAUUCCCGCAACUCCUUUCUUCCCUUCGACUUUCCAGAAAGCUGGGCCCAUGGCGUAGUCUAGAACUGGGUUCUAGGUGAAUCAGGAGCCUGCCUUGGAUAGGUGCCAUCUUUUAUUUCGAAAACAUCUGUUUUCAAGACUGCUAUUAAAAAUAUUUCU